AUGGUUCUCACCGCGGUCCUCCUGCUGUUGACCGCCUGCGCGGGGCCAGCCCAGAGCCUGGGCUCCUUCGUGCACUGCGAACCCUGCGACGAGAAAGCCCUGUCCAUGUGCCCCCCCAGCCCCUUGGGCUGCGAGCUGGUCAAGGAGCCUGGCUGCGGCUGCUGCAUGACAUGCGCCCUGGCAGAGGGGCAGUUGUGCGGUGUCUACACUGAGCGCUGCGCCCAGGGGCUGCGCUGUCUUCCCCGGCAGGAGGAGGAGAAGCCGCUGCAUGCCCUUCUGCACGGCCGUGGGCUUUGCCUCAACGAGAAGAGCUACCGCGAACAAGUCAAGAUCGCCGAGAAAGAGUCGCAGGAGCAGGAAGAGCCCACCACAUCAGAGAUGGCAGAAGAGACCUACUCCCCCAAGAUCUUCCGGCCCAAGCACACCCGCAUCUCAGAGCUGAAGGCAGAGGCCGUGAAGAAGGACCGCAGGAAGAAGCUGACCCAGUCCAAGUUCGUGGGCGGAGCGGAGAACACUGCCCACCCCCGGGUCAUCGCGGUGCCAGAGAUGAGGCAAGAGUCAGAGCAGGGUCCCUGCCGCAGACACAUGGAAGCAUCCCUGCAGGAGCUCAAGGCUAGCCCCCGUAUGGUGCCCCGUGCCGUCUACCUGCCCAACUGUGACCGCAAAGGAUUCUACAAGAGAAAGCAGUGCAAGCCAUCACGUGGCCGUAAACGUGGCAUCUGCUGGUGCGUGGACAAGUACGGGAUGAAGCUGCCAGGCAUGGAAUAUGUUGAUGGGGACUUUCAGUGCCAUGCUUUUGACAGCAGCAACGUUGAGUGA
Molecule: messenger RNA, 819 nt
Organism: Chrysochloris asiatica (Cape golden mole)
Lineage: Eukaryota; Metazoa; Chordata; Mammalia; Afrosoricida; Chrysochloridae
Gene: IGFBP5
Product: insulin-like growth factor binding protein 5
Exons: 4
Coding region: 1-819 (272 amino acids)
Biological process (GO): regulation of insulin-like growth factor receptor signaling pathway
Cellular component (GO): extracellular region
Molecular function (GO): insulin-like growth factor II binding; insulin-like growth factor I binding; fibronectin binding
Source: RefSeq, a predicted model, not a curated record